UACCGACUACCACCACCGCUUACCAUUCAUCGACAUCCCCCUGCCCGUUCCCACUCGCCGACUACCAACACCUCCACCACUCGACAGUCACCACUACCGCUGUUCGCUCUAGUUGCGUACGUCCGACUUCGUACGGUACUAUACUUAUAUAUCGUUUUACAUUUUUUUACAUUGUUCCAGCUGCAGUGGUAGUCGUGGUGUCCGCGGCCGCGUUCCAAAUUUAUCUCCGUACGCACGCACGCACGCACGCCGCUCGGCAUCUUGCGCUAGAACAAUAACAACAAAAGACCGACCGACCAUUUAUUCGCUAAUCGCUAAUUACAUAUUUUAAUUUUAAUAACAUGCCGCGGAGCCCUCAUUGAGUGUAUAAUAUAAUAUAAUAAAUUACGAUGUCCGGUGUAGUCGGUGGUUCGUGACGCAAAUAUUUUUCGCCGACCCGCCUGUGGUUUUCGCAUUACGAUUUGUUCGGUUUCCUCAAAAAAUAUAAACGAAAUAACAAAUAAACGGCCCGCUCGCUCGAUGACCGGUACGACAACGGUUAUUCGGUAUUCGGACGACUUCUCCGUCGUCGAGUCUUCGUCGUGACGACAGGUGGACGCGAAUACCGAGUGCCGAGUGUCAUCGGUCGGAUUGUUCAGAGUGACACGGAGCGACGAGAGAUUGUGACGGUUCGCAUUUGUCUUGCGUGUAGUUUUUUCAAAGUCCGGGUUCGUUCACCGACGCCGAAGACUCGUGACGGGAUGGAAAUCGAUGAGCAGCUGACGCCGACCGACGACGUCUUAGCUUCCGCAAAUCACAUCGACUAUUCCGCGAUCAUAAUUUAGCCCGACCCUAAAACCCUUCGCACAAGAAGAUUUCACUGCUUAUUCCAAAAUGUCUUCCCAAGUAGAUUACCAAUGGGCAUAUACAAUAAUGGAUUCAUCUCGGGUCUCCACAUUUUUGAUAUCUAUUCUGUUAAUUGUUUAUGGCAGUUUCAGAUCUUUAAAUAUGGAACAGGAAGCUAGAGAAAGAGAAAAAGAAAAAUCUAAGAGCUCUAAUGGAAGCUCUGUGUGCUUAACAGAUAUUAGUAAGCGAAAACAAGAUGUUCAAACAUUGGAUACUAUGCAAGCUUUGUGUUUGCCUCUGGGAGCUUCAAUAUCAUUGUUAGUCAUGUUUUUCUUCUUUGAUUCUAUGCAAAUGUUAUUUGCAAUAUGCACUGCAAUUAUUGCUACCGUUGCAUUGGCAUUUCUCCUGCUGCCUAUGUGUCAGUACAUUAUUAAUCCUUGCUCAGAUGGAAAUAAGAUCUCUUUUGGUAUAUGUGGUCGUUUUACAACUGCUGAGCUGCUGUCUUUUUCAAUGGCAUUGUUUAUAGUGUGUAUCUGGGUAUUGACUGGACAUUGGCUGUUAAUGGAUGCAAUGGGAAUGGGACUUUGUGUAGCAUUUAUUGCUUUUGUCCGACUUCCUAGUCUUAAAGUGUCCACUCUUCUGUUGACUGGUCUUUUGAUCUAUGAUGUUUUCUGGGUGUUUUUCUCGUCAUACAUAUUUAACACCAACGUUAUGGUCAAAGUGGCAACACGGUCAGCAGAAAAUCCUGUCGGAGUAGUGGCCCGAAAGUUACAUAUUGGCGGAGUUGCCAAAGAAGCACCAAGGUUAUCUCUUCCUGGAAAAUUAGUAUUUCCCAGUAUUCAUAACGGUCGGUUUUCAAUGCUUGGGCUUGGAGAUAUAGUUAUGCCUGGCCUAUUACUGUGUUUCGUGAUGCGGUAUGAUGCGUAUAAGAAAUCUCAGCUUCUACAUUUUGGAGAAACUGGUGUUCCACCUCCAAGGCAUCUAGGCAGAAUAAGUUAUUUCCACUGUUCGCUAAUUGGAUACUUUCUGGGCCUAGUUACUGCUACUGUGUCUUCAGAGAUUUUUAAAGCAGCCCAGCCAGCUCUACUCUAUCUAGUUCCAUUUACACUUUUACCUCUUUUGACCAUGGCCUAUUUAAAGGGUGAUUUAAGAAGAAUGUGGAGUGAACCAUUUAUAAUACAACAGCCUUCCAAACAUAUGGACGUAUAGUCUGCGGUAGCAUUUACUAUUAUAAUGUAUGUUUAUUUUUAGAACCAUUUUUGUACAAUUUUCUCUUUUAAUUAUUUUGUGUAAUAGAUCUGCAUACGGUUUGCUCUUUUUACUUAAAGGGAUAUAUGUAUAAAAAAAAUACUAUGAUAGGUCUUAUGUUUUCUGAAAAUCAAGUUAUAUUUUUACAAGUUAUUUCUUCUCCAACAAUAAUUUGUCUUUUUAUCAAUUAAAAUAUUGUGAUGUUCAUUUAAUUCCAUUUCAAUGAGUUUCCAUUUAUAUUACACAUGAUAUACAUAAUAUAAUAUUUAUAGGUAUAUUUAAAUUUUUUCAUACUUUAUAAACUUUUCGUUAGGAUGGGCUUGUCUUGUUAGUUUUUUUUGAUAAUAGAGGUGGCCAAGUAUCAAAAUAUUUAAAUAAAUCACUUAUUAUUUUAAUUCAAAGUAUUCAGUACUUAAAAUAUAAAAAUUUACAUAUUUUGAUUUUACAGUUAAUGCAGAGAUCUAUUUAUUAUAUUUCAUCAUUGAGAAUAAUACUUAAAAAUUCUAACAGAUGUUUUUAAGCAUAAUUUUUUUUAUCUAGUUUUAUUGUAUACUAUUUUUUAUUGUGAAAAAAAACUGAAUUUAAUGAAUUUUUAAUCAUAAUAUUUAAUUUAAAUUUAAAUUGCGUAACCAUUUAAGCAUUACAUUUGCACAUUAUAUGCAGCUAUUAUCAUUUUGAGUUUUCUGGAAUCUAUGUAAGUAGAAAAUCUUUUUAGAUUUGAGAUUUAUUUAUAUAUGAAUUCGAUUUUUGACAAGUGUUAGUUAUCAAACUAAAUGAUUGACGAGAAGUUUACCUAAGACUGAUUUAUUUUCUUUUUUCUUUAGUAUUAUUAUUAUUUUUUAUAAUUGAGCAAAAUACCCAACUUGUAUUAUCUGAAAUGUGUUUUAUAACUACUAAUCAUUGUAUUGUAUCAUAUUUGUUUUAAGGUUUAUAGUAUAAUGUCUCACUAAAUAUAUUUGAUUUUAAGAAGUUAAAUUCAUAUAUGUAGUUUCUAACAGAAUAAUAUUUACCAAUUUUAUAAUCUCAUCAUCCCAGAAAACAUUAUACAUAUAUAUAUAUAUAUUUGAUUUAUCUUCUGUUUGUAAUUACAGUAAGUAUUGUAUGUAUUAUGUAUUUUAAUCUAUCUCUCAUCUUUAUGACCACCUGGUUUUAAGUUAAAUAGUAUUUAUAUUAUGUUAUUAAUUGGCCUACUGUAUUAAGUUUAAUAUACAUAAAUUACUCAUAAAUAUGAACAUAUUGUAUUCAUCAUAUUAUUAUUGUUAUUAUAUGAAAACAAAAAUUGAACAAAAGCAUUUGAUUAAAAAAAAAUAGGUAUUGUAAUUAUUUUGAAGAUAAAUUAUAGCGCUUUAAUAAGUUGUGAUGUUUUUAAUAUCAGAGGAAUACCUUUUUAUAAAAUUUAAUCACCUCACUAUAAUAGGCUCUUGGAAUACGUUAAGUAACUUAUGCCACAGUUUUAUCAUGUACCCUUUUUUUUGUGACUGUGAAUUGUGAUGUUAAAAUAAUAACAAUAACUCACUUUUGAAACAAAAAAACAAAAGUAGUGUACAUGUUGACUAUUUUUUUUUUCUAUAAUAAUAUAUUCCUAGUAUAAUUGUAACAUAAUAUUAUUACUAAUGUUAAUCAACAUUUAAUAAUAUUAUUGCUCGUCAAACAAAGAUACUUAACUUAAUACUGGGUUAUAAUUUUGUGUUAUGUUUUUGUAUUUGAUAAUUAAUAUUAUGUUCAUCAGACUUAGGCCAAAAUAAUUAAUGAUAAAUAAGAAAAAUACAUGUGAUAAUAUUGUUUUAUUCUAGAAAUAGUUUAUAAUUUUUUUACCCGUUCAUGAGGAUUACUAAACGCUCUUGUGACCUGCAAUUACUUCGAAUUUGUAAGUUAUUAUAGUAAUCUUAUUGUUUUUUUUUUUUUUUUUUUGUUACACUGAUACAUUAUAUUAUAUUAUAUUA
Molecule: messenger RNA, 4016 nt
Organism: Aphis gossypii (cotton aphid)
Lineage: Eukaryota; Metazoa; Arthropoda; Insecta; Hemiptera; Aphididae
Gene: SppL
Product: signal peptide peptidase-like 3
Exons: 12
Coding region: 874-2034 (386 amino acids)
Biological process (GO): membrane protein proteolysis
Cellular component (GO): cytoplasmic side of endoplasmic reticulum membrane; lumenal side of endoplasmic reticulum membrane; Golgi-associated vesicle membrane
Molecular function (GO): aspartic endopeptidase activity, intramembrane cleaving
Source: RefSeq, a predicted model, not a curated record